Messenger RNA from Cuscuta europaea, 2552 nucleotides. Lineage: Eukaryota; Viridiplantae; Streptophyta; Magnoliopsida; Solanales; Convolvulaceae. The record is from the annotation of a GenBank genome assembly.
UUUUUUUUUCAAUUUCUUUUUAGACUCUCGUAAGAUCCGAUUAUAGUCCUCAAAACCCAACUCAAAGCUUCUACAUUUUUCUGCCAUGGCGGGUCUUGCCAGUACUUUGACAUUCAACUCCAUUAUUUCUAAACCGAAACCCAUCUUCCUUCCUUAUCUUCAGUCCACCCACUUGACCAUCCGCCUUCCCUCUCCCACAUUCUCUUUGUCCAGCUCCUCCUUCACCACAGCCGCAAUCUCCGCCCAGUAUAGUGGCCGUCGUGCAGGCAGCUCUAAUGAUGACGACGCCCUAGACAUCUCUUCUAUAAGGUCAAACGAUGUUAGACUUAUUGAUCAACAACAAAAUAUGGUGGGGAUAAUUUCCAAAAGUGAAGCUAUUCAAAGAGCUGAGGACUCUGAACUUGAUUUGAAUCAUCUAAGAGAUGAGUACAGUAAGAGGAAUCUGAUUGGACUACAGAAGUCUUAAGCUGAAAUGGAUUCAAAAUAUUCAUAGGGAUGUACGGAGUUAAAAGGUUAGAGCUUGCUUGAGUUCAUAUAUUAGGGAACUUGCUGAUUUUUUGUUGACAGAAAGCUAAUCUUUGAUGAAAAGAUUAGAUAUGCUUCCUGUAGACCUUAUGAUAAUUUAUAACCCAUAGUCAGGUAAACCAUACAAACCCAAGUAAGUAGUUAAAUAUUACUCCCUCCGUCCCGCUAAGAUUGUCCCAUCUUCCCUUUCUGCUCCGUCCCACUAAGAUUGUCUCAUACCAAAUUUGGUAAAAUUUAUGCGGUUCUAAAUCAUUCUAAAUUUAUUCUUACUUUGUCAAUUCAGUAUCAACCACAUAGACCUACUUUUCUUAAUAACCACACCACCUCUUCAUGUCCCAAUGGUAGUGGGACGGAGAUAGUAGAUUUUUUUUUUUUCAAUUUAGGGAGGGUGUUGCUUUAAAUAUUAUAUUGUGAAUUUGUGAUCCGCUUCGUAUUGAAGAUAUUUUAUCAUAUAGGCAUCAUAGAAGAGCCUUGUUUUUUAAAACUAUACCCUGAUUUUACUUUCAUUUAUUUAUCAUCACCAGCAAAACCUUAAGCUGGGAUCAGCGGCUUAAAUUAUACGGUGCUAAUUAAUUGGUUAUUUGAGACUUGAGAUUAGUUCCACUAUAACUUUGUGCAAAAGAGCAACUCAUAAUCGUCUUGCAAAGUAAGUGAGAACUAAGAAGGAAUAAUGCUAAAUAGAUGAAGUACUAAAACCAACCUCAUCAAAGGUUAUUUCCACUUAAAAAAUAGCAUUAUAAGGUGAUUGGUUGAGGGUGGGUGUUGUCAACAUUGAAAAAUCAAUUCGCAAGUCAUGAAACAUGACAAGAGAACUUGAACAGUCUAUUUAUUAGGCGCAGGAAAUAGAAAUAAUAGCAAAUGCUUUAUUGAAAAGUCAAUGCCUUGUAGAAAAGACAACUGGUCCUUCUAAAGCCAUAUAUCAAGGAUGGGAGGGAUGCAGGGAGUAGUACUUAUUAGGUUGAUUAUUAAGAUUUCUUGUGAUAAAGUCAUAAAACGCUUGCUCUUUAGAUUUGAUCUCAGAGAGCUUGGUGCUAGCUCUUAAUGCCAACGUUAGCGAGAAACAUGCAUAUAUACUAGCACAAGAUUUAAAUAUCAAAUAUAUGAUAUCCUACUUUAAAAAACUUCUCACUUGUCAAAAGAAGGCAUGUUUAAUGAUCAGAUUUGUUAAAUUGAUAUUUAGCAUUUUUUAUGCUUUAUUCAACACAAGUAGUAUUUAUUUUUUAUUGUCUGUGAUACUCCCUGAUAAUCCAUUAGGUUAUUAUAUCUCCAGAAGCAAACCCUCCUGUUGUUAAAAUAAUGGAUUACAAUAAAUACAAAUAUGAACUGCAAAAGAAGAAAAAGGACCAGCAGAAGAAAAAUGCUGCCAACCGCAUGGAUUUGAAGGAAUUGAAAAUGGGUUACAGCAUUGAUGUGCAUGAUUAUUCUGUGCGCUUGAGAGCUGCACAGAGGUUUCUAAGAGAUGGCAAUAAGGUGAAAGUUAUUGUGAAUCUAAAGGGUCGUGAGAACGAGUUUAAAAGUAAAGCGACUGAGCUGCUCAAACAAUUUCAAAAUGAUGUUGGAGCUUGCUACUUUGGAGAACAAGAAUUUCAGAGACAGGAAUAUGUUUAUAAUUCUGGCCCCAAAUAAAGCAUUUGUACAGAAAGCUCAUGAACAGCUAAAGGAAAAGGACAAAUCAGUAAGUGAAACCUGAGAGCCGGGGGUGAACAACAAUGCUUGUAGUCUUUCACACUCCACUCAACCAAAGAUUUCACCGGUAUCUCAUUCUCCUGCUAAAAUUAGUGUUUUUCAAUGAUAAUAUGUAUAUUUGUGCCUUGCCGCGGUGGGCUUUUGGUUUCGUAGCAAUAUUUUCUAGGAUGCAAAGAAUAAUUUGUACUUAAAUGAUGUGUUUGUUUACAGUUUACGUUUGAUUGGAUGUGAAAAGUUGAUUCCAGGAUAGCUUUAUGAUGCAUAUAUUUCAUAUACGUUUCACGAUUAUGAAUUGGAUAAGUUAUUUUAAAUCUGCUUAAUAAAAUGCUCUAUGUAAUUAU